UAUACUUGUACAUAAUCCAAAAAAUAUGUCCACAAGCCCAAGUCCUCCAUGUUCAUGUAAUCAAGAAAACAACAACCAUGAAUUGGCUUCUGAAUAUUCUCUGCAUACUAAAUUUUCUAAUUUCAUGCACUAAAGCUCAACAAGAAUACUCAGCAAAUUCAGUGUUGAAUUGCAACAACAAAUAUGAAACAAAUUACUCUUGCAAUGGCAGAAAUUCCACUUGCCAGGCAUUUCUCAUAUUCAGGGCUAGGAAUCCUUACAAUUCAGUCCCUGGAAUUGCUGCUCUCAUGUCUUCAAACAUAUCUGAGAUCGCCCGUAUCAACAAUGUCACGAGGCUCACUUUUUUCACGCCGGAAAGGGAGGUUAUAAUUCCAGUGAGCUGCUCUUGUUCAGGUUUGUAUUAUCAAGCCAAAACUAUGUACUAUAUCCCAGCUCCUAUUGAAACAUAUUUUAUGAUAGCUAAUGGUACUUAUCAAGGAUUAUCGACCUGUAAUGCACUACAACGUCAAAAUAUAUAUGACGAGUUCAAUUUGAGACCUGGUCUUGAGUUGCAAGUUCCUCUCAGAUGUGCCUGUCCAACAGCAAAACAAGCUGCAAAAGGCUCAAAGUAUUUGAUGACUUAUUCAAUUGACGUUGGUGAUGACAUCCUUAAAAUUAGCAAAAGAUUUAAUGUAAGUGUAAAGCACAUAGUUGAAGCAAAUGGAUUCUUGAAUGAAAAUCCUCUUUUGUUUCCUUUUACAACCAUUCUAAUUCCUCUGCCUUCUGAACCAUCAAAUUUAGAUACCGGAAAUGAGAACUAUACAAAACCAGUUAAGUCCUUUUCACCUCCACCUGCAGCUAACUUUUCAAGGGGAAAAUCAAAGAGGAAUCUUUACAUAGUUAGUGGAGUAGCAACAGGUUUUUUCCUGUUGCUACUUGUGGUAUUCUGGGUCAUCCUUCUUGUUUUCUUUAAGAAGAGGGCAAGCGAAGUUCCGUGUGAAGACAUCCUCGUUGAGAUCGCGAACAUUGAUCAUGUCCCUAAAGUUUUCAAGUUCAAAGAAUUGAAGCAUGCUACGUUAAACUUUGGCUCCAAGAACCAGAUAAAGGGAUCUGUAUACCGGGGAGUGUUAAAAGGGGAAAUCUUGGCAGUCAAAAAGGCGAUCACGGAUAUAUCUAAGGAAGUGAACAUGCUGCAUAAGAUCAACCACUUCAAUGUAAUAAAGCUUUGUGGCUAUUGUGAACAUAAAGGCAGCUUCUUUCUUGUCUUUGAAUACAUGAAGAAUGGCUCUCUCAGAGAAUGGCUGACCAAAACCAAGUCUCGCGAUACCAUAAGCUGGAAAAAAAGGAUUCAGAUUGCAUUGGAUGUAGCUAAUGGACUUCAUUAUCUUCACUGCUUUACCAACCCAGGCUACAUCCACAAGAACAUCAACAGCAGAAACAUUCUCCUAGACAGCAACUUCCGAGCAAAGAUUGCAAAUUUCAGUCUUGCUAAAGAAACGGAUACAUCAGGCACGACAAGGAAAGUUGUGGGAACGACAGGAUACAUGGCGCCCGAGUAUCUUGAGACAGGGUCAGUAACUUCCAAGAUGGACAUUUAUGCCUUUGGAGUUGUACUUUUGGAAUUAGUCACUGGAAAAGAUGCUGUAAUUGUAGAGGAAGGUGGAGAAACUCUGCUUUCUGUAGCAGUAGCUGCAGUAAUGGAAGGAGAAAAUGCUGAAACUGUACUGGACGGAUUCAUUGAAGCACAUAUGAGGGAAGAUGAUGAUUUGGAAAUAGCAUUUCCUGUAGCAAGCUUAAGCUUAAGAUGCUUGACUCGAGAACCAUCGAAUCGUCCAAGCAUGGAAGAGAUGGUAUCAUGUUUACUGAAGAUUCAAGUUAAUGUACAUAAGACAGAACAACCAGUAAGAAUUGAGACCAUGGACAUAGGAGGGGUUUAACUUAUUCCAG
Messenger RNA from Lycium ferocissimum, 1926 nucleotides. RefSeq names its product protein LYK5-like. The transcript has a single exon. Gene Ontology annotation, molecular function: protein kinase activity; ATP binding. Lineage: Eukaryota; Viridiplantae; Streptophyta; Magnoliopsida; Solanales; Solanaceae. The record is from RefSeq and is a predicted model, not a curated record. Gene Ontology annotation, biological process: protein phosphorylation. The coding region runs from base 78 to 1916 and encodes 612 amino acids.